AACAUGUUGCUCUCUCUAGCCUGCCACUGCCUCUGCCUAUUCGCCGCCGCUUCUCUAGCCAGCGGGGGUGUGGGUGUGGUGCCAGGUGUUAGCGGCGGGAGCGGAGCCGCGGGCUUGACGGAGGGUCGUGAGCGGCCGUACUUCGACGACGUGUCGCCGCGUAACGUGUCCGCGGUAGUGGGCCAGUCUGCCGUGCUGCGGUGCCGCGCCAAACAUAUAGGCAACAGAACUGUGUCAUGGAUGAGGAAGCGCGAUCUGCACAUUCUGACGUCACACAUCUUCACAUACACGGGGGACGCGCGCUUCAGCGUACUGCACCCCGAACCAUCCGAUGACUGGGACCUUAAGGUAGACUACGUGCAGCCGCGCGACGCCGGCGUCUACGAGUGCCAGAUCAACACAGAGCCCAAGAUCAACAUGGCCGUCGUACUCAAUGUUGAAGAUGAGUCCCACACCCCCGCGAGUCCGCCUCCGGCCCGCUCCUCAGCGGCGGCGGCGACUAUCUGGGGCUCCCAGGACGUCUACGUGAAGAAAGGCAGCACCAUCUCGCUGACUUGCUCCGUCAAUGUCCACUCCUCUCCGCCGUCCAGUGCCUCUGUUCUAUGGUACCACGGUAACUCGGUGGUGGACUUUGACUCGCCGCGCGGCGGCAUCAGCCUGGAGACAGAGAAGACGGAGGGUGGCACCACCAGCAAACUGCUGGUCACCAAGGCGGCGCUAGCCGAUUCCGGCAACUACACCUGCGUGCCCAAUAAUGCGCAUCCCGCCUCAGUUUCCGUGCACGUCUUGAACGGCGAGCACCCCGCUGCGAUGCAGACGAGCAACCGCGCGGCGUCGUAUCUGCUGACGUCACAGCUCAGCUGCGCAUUGCUCACCUACCUCCUCUCCUCUCUCACCUGCAGAUGAUUGCAUUGAACCCCUACUAUACACGGCAGAAGCUUUUGUUUACCA
Messenger RNA from Papilio machaon (common yellow swallowtail), 951 nucleotides. Its product is annotated as hemicentin-1. NCBI's taxonomy places the organism in Eukaryota, Metazoa, Arthropoda, Insecta, Lepidoptera, Papilionidae. The transcript is spliced from 7 exons. Gene Ontology annotation, biological process: synapse organization. Gene Ontology annotation, cellular component: neuron projection membrane. Bases 4 to 906 code for a protein of 300 amino acids. The record is from RefSeq and is a predicted model, not a curated record.